AUGCCUAACGGUACUGUUUUUGAGGACGGUGUCUCAGCGCAGGAGCUUUUCAGGGAAAAGUCUGGCGUUACCUACAAUGAUUUUAUUAUCCUUCCUGGUUAUUUGGAUUUCCUUGCCCAUGACGUAGAUCUGUCGACCCGUCUGACUAAGAACAUUGACAUUAAACUUCCAUUUAUUUCUUCCCCGAUGGAUACCGUCACUGAAGCAGAUAUGGCUAUUGCUAUGGGUUUGUGUGGUGGUGUCGGCGUUGUUCAUCACAAUUGUUCAGUCGAUUUCCAAGUUAAUCAAGUGCGUAAAGUCAAGAAAUACGAACAGGGAUUCAUUCUGGAUCCAAUUGUUCUUGAUCCUACCAGCACUCCCGGAGAUGUCCUGAAGAUUAGGAAAGAGCACGGAUUUAGUGGAAUUCCAAUUACUGAUACGGGUAAGAUCGGCGGGAAGUUGCUCGGUCUUGUCACUCUACGGGAUAUUGAUUUCCUUGACGAGGCUCAACUCAACUCACCCGUUACUGAGUUUAUGACUCCAUUCGAUUCCUUAGUCACUGCUUUUGAUGGUAUUCAUCUGUCGGAAGCCAAUAAGAUUAUGCAGAAAAGCAGGAAAGGUAAACUACCAAUCAUUAACGAGGGCAAGGAGCUGGUUUCCCUUAUUUCCAGAACCGAUCUUAAAAAGAAUGUCAAACACCCUCUCUCUUCAAAAGAUUCAAACAAACGUAUUUUGGUCGGUGGAGCCAUCUCAACUCAUGCUGAUGGAUGGGACCGUGCUAAAGCCCUUCUUGACGCCGGUGUUGACUUCCUGCUUCUCGAUUCGUCCCAAGGCAAUAGUAUCUUCCAAAUAGAUAUGCUGAAACGCCUCAAAUGCACAUAUCCUCAAGUAGACGUCAUUGCUGGCAAUGUUGUCACCUGUGCCCAGGCCAAGAACUUGAUCGAUGCUGGUGCUGAUGCUUUGCGUGUUGGCAUGGGUAGCGGAUCAAUUUGCAUUACCCAGGAGGUCACUGCUGUGGGUCGCGCACAAGCUACUGCUGUCUACAAGGUUUCUGAGUAUGCUCGCAAGUUUGAUGUCCCCGUUAUUGCUGACGGUGGAAUUUCAACCGCUGGAACUAUUGUGAAGGCUCUAUCCCUCGGUGCUUCAACAGUUAUGAUGGGUUCUCUCGUUGCAGGGACCACCGAAGCUCCUGGCGAAUAUUUCCUCUCUAAGGGAUUCCGAGUCAAGAAAUACCGCGGAAUGGGAAGCCUGGAUGCUAUGUCUUGCAAUCAAUCAAGUCAGAAUCGCUACUUCUCGGAUCAAGACAGCGUUAAGGUUGCUCAGGGUGUCUCAGGUGCUAUUAUGGAUCGUGGAUCGAUUCACCAACUUGUCCCAUAUCUUGCUGCUGGCCUCCAACAUGGAAUGCAGCAGAUUGGUGCCCGCUCUUUGGCUAACCUUUAUGAGAAGAUGUCUAGUGGAGAGCUUCGCUUUGAACGUCGUACUCCCUCUGCUCAGAUUGAGGGCUCCGUACACAGCCUCCACUCUUAUGAAAAACGUCUGUUUUAA
Molecule: messenger RNA, 1524 nt
Organism: Rodentolepis nana
Lineage: Eukaryota; Metazoa; Platyhelminthes; Cestoda; Cyclophyllidea; Hymenolepididae
Source: the annotation of a GenBank genome assembly